Cyclocybe aegerita is the source of this 855-nucleotide messenger RNA. Lineage: Eukaryota; Fungi; Basidiomycota; Agaricomycetes; Agaricales; Hemipholiotaceae. The record is from the annotation of a GenBank genome assembly.
AUGCUCAGCAAGGCUGCAUCUCGUCUCUCUGGCCUCGCCAGCCGUAAAGCCAGGGUUGGCCCCUCGUUUCUGACGAAGCCCUUGCUGAAUGUGAGUCCACGUAUUCCGGCGACCACUGCAGCACUACCUAUUCUUGAACCCGUAUACCUCGCGCUUACGCCCUCUCUCAAGCGGGGUCGCUGGGACCAGCCUGCCGACAAAAGUGUUGCCGUCCUCGAUCCUACGGUUUUCAAGCAUCCUAUCCGACGAGAUAUCCUACAUUUAUGUGUCGUUCACCACCGAGAUUCUCUCCGUCAAGGCUCGGCGAAUACGAAGACGCGCGGAGAAGUACGCGGUUCUGGCCGCAAAAUCCGCCGUCAGAAGGGUUCGGGAAAGGCUCGUUUGGGCGAUGCUCAAAGUCCUAUGCUUCGAGGAGGAGGUGUCGCGUUUGGUCCGAAACCCCGAGAUUUUAGCACGAAACUUCCUCGAAAGGUCGUCGAGAUGGGUAUGCGCGUCGCCCUGAGCGCAAAACUCAAGGAGCGUCACUUGGGUGUCAUGACACGGCUAUACUGGCCCAACGGGAAAACGAAGCACCUCGCGCAGCGAAUUGAAGGUCUUGGCCUUCGGAAGACGCUCUUUGUGAGUGGUGAGCCAGUUGUACAUGAUGGCUUGGAGCGAGCAAUCAGAAACAUUCCUUUGGUCAAGCUUGUUCGGGCGAAGGAGGUCAACGUCUACGAGCUGCUGAAGUGGCAGAGAGUUGUGCUUGAUUCCAAAGCGGUAGACUACUUCGAGGAGAAGCUGAAAAGAGUUAACGUUCCAACCCUUCCUGUACCAGAGCCUCCUGCGCAAGAGGUAACUCAAUCUGUUCCUGUAUAA